Molecule: messenger RNA, 3731 nt
Organism: Megalops cyprinoides (Indo-Pacific tarpon)
Lineage: Eukaryota; Metazoa; Chordata; Actinopteri; Elopiformes; Megalopidae
Product: sphingosine 1-phosphate receptor 1-like
Exons: 2
Coding region: 398-1591 (397 amino acids)
Biological process (GO): G protein-coupled receptor signaling pathway
Cellular component (GO): membrane
Molecular function (GO): sphingosine-1-phosphate receptor activity
Source: RefSeq, a predicted model, not a curated record
CUUGCUCGAGCGUUUUCUCAACGACAGCGCCGGUGGAGCCCUGUAAGACACAUUUGUGUGUAGUUCACAGAGUGUUUGAGGUCUUCUCGCACUGCAGCGCUCUCCAAUGGACACAAGAAGAAGCGCGCAGCUGUGAUUUCAGCAGACUGCAGAAGCGUCAAAGUAGAUCGUGCUUGUACCCAUCCGAAUCCUGUCACUGGGACUUAAACCAACGGAACUGACCGUCCAUUCCAGACGUGAAAGCUUUUUUAAAUAUAUAUUAUAUUAAUAUUAUCUUGCCUGUCUCUGUCUGAUUUUUCAGACACUUCAGAACUAUGGUUUGCAUCAGGACUAUGUGAUAACGAGCAAGAAUUGUAGAGCCACAUUUUUUGAGCAACCAAAAAAAUAAAUAAAUAAAAUGGAAGGCUCCCACGCGGCCUACGCAGCACCAGCCCCUACGGUGACAGUGGUGACACCGGCCGCCGGCUACCUGCUCCGCAUGUUCCGUGAGUACCAGAACAACUCCGUCAUCGUAGCGCAUUACAACUACACGGGCAAGCUGACAGCCAACAAGUACAGGGACGGCCUGAAGCCAGUGGACAUCGUGUUCCUGGUCAUCUGCCUGCUCAUCAUGGUGGAGAAUGCCGUGGUGCUGGCCGCCAUAUGGAGGAACAAGAAGUUCCACCUGCCCAUGUACUACCUGCUGGGUAACCUGACGCUGUCCGACCUGCUGGCGGGCUUCACCUACAUGGUGAACAUCGUGACGUCGGGGGCCAACACGCUGCGCCUCACCCCGGUGCUGUGGUUCCUGCGGGAGGGCGGGGCCUUCAUCACACUGGCCGCCUCCAUCAUCAGCCUGCUGGCCAUCGCCAUCGAACGCCAUGUCACCAUGGUGAGGAUGAAGCCCUACCAGGGUGCCAAGCGCUGCCGGAUGUUCGCCCUGAUCGGCGCCAGCUGGGUGGUGGCCGCCCUGCUGGGGAUUCUGCCCAUCAUGGGGUGGAACUGCAUCGGCGGCCUGGAGGGCUGCUCCACCGUGCUGCCUCUCUACGCCAAGAGCUACGUGCUGUUCUGCGUCUCUGUCUUCCUAGCCAUCCUGCUGACCAUCGUGGUGCUCUACGUCCGCAUCUUCCGCAUCGUCAAGUCCAACACGCAGCGGCUGGGCUCCGGCCGCAAGGGCGUCGCUCGCAAGUCGCAGAAGUACCUGGCCCUGCUGAAGACCGUCACCAUUGUGCUGGGCGUCUUCAUCGCCUGCUGGCUGCCCAUCUUCUCGCUCUUCCUCCUGGAUGGCUGCUGCCAGGCCGGCGAGUGCAGCAUCCUCUUCAAGGCCGACUACUUCCUGGGCGUGGCCAUCAUCAACUCACUCCUCAACCCCAUCAUCUACACGCUCACCAGCAAGGACAUGCGGCGGGCCAUCAUCCGGCUGCUGUGCCGCCGUUGCCUUGUGACCAAGGACGGCCACAUGCGCAAGAUCGGCGUGCCCUUCCUGGAGUGCAGCACCAGCAAGACGGAGAUGCCGUCCCACCGGCUGGAGGCCCUGGAGAUCACCGUCUCCACCGGCAACAUCUCACCUUCCCACAUCAAGGCCCUCUACUCCAAGGUGUUGAGGUCCUGAGGAAGACCAGUCUGACGCUUUGCGCUAAGCUACUGGUGAUCCCCCAAAACGAGCGCCUUCGCCACAGGAAUAAAAGCAGAGAAGUGCAACACAGUAAUUCUGUGGUUGCAGAACUUUCCAAUGUUUCAUGGUGUCUGGCGGGCGCCCCGCUUUGUGAUUUUCCAGAACCUUCAAGAUCUAGAAUGCGUCCGUUUCAGGAGUUUGUUGCAGAACUUUCAGCUCUAGAAUUCUGUAGAAUUCACUCUGAGAAGUUGGCCAUCUUUCUGUAGAAUUCACUCUGAGAAGUUGGCCAUCUUUCUGUAGAAUUCACUCUGAGAAGUUGGCGAUCUUUCAACUGCUUUAUGGAAUGGAGGACAGACCUGCUUAGAUCAUUUAAGUAAGAGUAAGAAAAAUUCUCCUUCUUACAGAGCCUUGCUAUAGCACUUUCUGUACUUUCAAAGAGCAACCUUUACAUUGAACUCAUCCCCACACAAUAUCAGCGAUCUGGAACCAGAUACUCUGAGCAAGGACAUAAGCUCAUCUAACAAACAAACAAAACAAACACAUAAUUCAGAUUGCUGUGAAACAUCUUUCUAGAGAAACAAGCUUCAGUCAAAUCAGUUAUAAUACCAGCUGCGCCAGAAGUCAUUCACUGUUUUCUGAGGACAUGUUCACACAUGAAAAUACAAGGCUGACUUUGGAUUCUCAUCUUAACGCGGAGGCCGGGAUUUUCACCUCAUUCUAUUUGUGAGCGUAACGAGAAGUGAUUGUCUGAUUCGAAUGUUGUCGGUGCGACAUGUAACACAGUUUCCAAACACAUCGAGGAGGCACACUUCGCAAAUUCUGCCACAGACACCCUCGUCUUGCCAUGCCAAGUCACAGACUGAUCAGACAAGCAUGUCUGUAUGACAUGAAGAGAAGUGGGCUGUGGAGGGUCUGCUUUAAAUCAAUGUCUGAGGACAAAUAAGGGAGAAUCUUAUUCAAGAAUUACUGAGAAUGAGGGAGACAGUGGACGCUGCUUUUGAAGGCCAGACUAUGUGGACGCUUGCCUUUUUGUAGAGCACAGGGUAAAGCAGCCGUAAAACAGAUGCAGAGGGAGUAAUGGGGAAAAAUGUAGGAGCUCUCAGUGGAAGUUCCCAGUCGCAGAUAUAAACCAUACUGUGAAGCACUUGUGAGUCUUGACAGUGUCUGUCAGGCUAAUAAAACUGACAUUUUGUCUUCCUGAAGACAGUCCCAAACAGGAGAGUCACGUUCAGUCCUGUCUUCUGGCUUGUUUUCAACAUUAAACAAAGUUCAGACCUUUAUUAAGACAACGCCUCCUCUAAAAGGGUAAAUUCUGAACACGCACACACCCAGCUGAAAAUGCAGUGUGGUUUUUUUUGUGGCAUCUAAGUUUGGACUCGCUGGGUUUGUGGGCAGAGCGCAAGCUUUCCCAUGACUAGAGGACAUGUGGCCCACCAGCUGGGCCCCCCAAGGUCAGAAGCUCGAAGGCUUUCGGGGGGGGGAAUUGGUCACCCUGCCUUACACCUGCUGGGGGUCAUUACAGGGUCUCUGCGGGCAGGGAAGUGGCGAGGUGGAACUGGACUUGUGAGGGCUGGAGGGCUGGGGCACCGGUACCUUGAGCAGAGCUUCUCUGACCACAAGCAAUCGUGUGAACACACCGGCUUCAAACUGCAGGUAAUGCAGGCUGGCUGUGUGGGCGUCUGUGAAAGGAAGGUGUCUAAACCGUAGUAUAUGCAUGUGCAUUAUCAGAUGUGAUAAAAACUGUUAGGUGACUGAAGACCCUAAAGGCCCUCUCUUCUGAGAGCAGAGAGCCAACCCCCCCCCCCAAUGUUACAACCUGCUGAGACUCUUACGCAGCUGAUGUUAAAUUUAUGCCCCCUUCCGUGCGUAGCCCAUGAUGUAAAUCCUUUCCCACACAAUACAAUCUAGAAUCUUAAAUGGAAACAGUAAAUAUUUCCCCCUAAUAAGCUAGCAGUUUGGAAGUUUCUUGUGUUUAAUACAAUUCCCAUUGUGGGGGUAAGAGUCAUCGUGCAUUUCCAUGGAAUCUGGGAACACAGAAUCCAUGGUGUGUUCACAGAAAUGUAUAUAGAUGUAUAAUCUUAAAGUGUUAUAUUUAUCUUUAUUAUACAUUUUGUACAUAGAAAUGGUCUAUAAGUUC